CAGCACUGAUUCAGGCUCUGCCACCAUCUACAGCAGCUCUGCUGGUCAAGACUGUCUGUGAGGGUGGACAUAUUCUACUUCUGUGCUACUCACACGGUAGUCACAGGCCCGCCUGCUGACUGGACCCUGUCAGAGCACAGCUACAGGACUGUAAAGAGAGAAGUCACUUGUGUCCUCCUCUCACUUGAGAUGAAACUCCUUCUGCUGGUUGUUCUGCUCACAGCAGGUGCUACUGCACACAGCAUCAGCCGUCGGGCUGUGAAGAGGUUUGGAAAUGCCUUUGAAUGUAAUCCCAAGAGUGAUUUAGAGACACUGGAGCGUGAACCCGAGAGAAAUUUCUUUUCGAGGACCAUUCAUCCCUUGUCGGUGUACAGAGCAUUUGGCUGCUUCUGUCCUGAAAUCCUAAGAAUCAGCCCUCAUGAGUUUAAUAAAUUCAGGUGCUGUGAGAAUCAUAAAAGGUGCUAUGAAGAGGCAAAGAAGCUUGGAGACUGUAAAAUUUACGAAGACAACCGCUAUGACAUUCCCUAUUAUUACUUCUGCUCUGGGAGGAAGCUCAUCUGCAGGGAUAAAAACAAUGCCUGUCAGGAUGCCAUCUGCAACUGUGACCGCAAUGCUGCCAGCUGCCUCUUACGGGCAUUUUCUGACACGAUGUUUGAAAAAGUUGGCUUGAACACCUUCUGUUAGACUUAUCACCUCAUUUACUGCCUACACCUCCGCUGCCUGACAGGUUGUGUUCACUGCACACUGUGCCUUCCAAUAAAGCACCUAU
Molecule: messenger RNA, 769 nt
Organism: Microtus oregoni (creeping vole)
Lineage: Eukaryota; Metazoa; Chordata; Mammalia; Rodentia; Cricetidae
Product: phospholipase A2-like
Exons: 4
Coding region: 190-684 (164 amino acids)
Biological process (GO): lipid catabolic process; phospholipid metabolic process; arachidonate secretion
Molecular function (GO): A2-type glycerophospholipase activity; calcium ion binding
Source: RefSeq, a predicted model, not a curated record